AUGUGUGGGAGGCAGCAAUGCACAGCAAAGCACUUGCUACUCAACCUAGCAGUGUGCCUGCCCAGAAGUUCUCCCGAGGACUCCAAGCCUGCUGGCCUUGGCCCUGGGCUCAGUGCAAAUCUUGCUAAAGCCCACACACCCUACCCAGCUACUGAAUACAGAGAUGUUGCACACCCCAGUUGCUGCACUUCUUGCCCAGCCAUUGUGCACACAGACACUAGGAGCGUAGAUGCUGUACCCAGCCACUGCAUGAGAAGAUGCUGCAAGCCACUGGCCGCUACAGCUGCUGCAUGUCAUGCCCCCAGUGGCCACUGGGCUUGCUGCGGAUCUGCUCUUGCUUCAGCACUGUUUGUAGGGAACAGACCCACACCCCUUCUACCAGCCUCUGACCACCCUCCAACCUUUUUUCCAGUCGCAAUCUUUGGAGCCAUCUUCUUGCCCACCCUCUGUCUCCGGGACCAGCCAACACAGAUUUUGAAUUUAACUCCUCAUUACCGAUCAACCGUGAGUGUCCAGAUUCAUCAGAAUUAUUCUGCCUAGGUGAAGGCCACGGUCAACCACUUGAUCAUCAUACAUCUGCGGGCCUCCUACACCUACCUCUCUCUGGGCUUCUAUUUAGACGGUGAUCAUGUGGCUCUGGUCGGCAUGGGCCACUUCUUCCUCAAGUUGGCUUCUUCAAGUUGGCAUAGGAGUCGCAGGAGGGCUUGGAGAAGCGAGGAGGGCACGGAGAGUCUCUUGAAGAUGCAAACCCAGUGCAGCGGCCACGCCCUCUUCCAUGACCCACAGAAGCAAUCCCAAGAUGAAUGGGGUACAACCCUGGACGCCAUGGAAGCCAUCCGGCUUCUGGAGAACUUGAACUAGGACCUUUUGGAUCUGCAUGCCCUAGGUUCUGCCCACGCAGACCCCCAUCUCUGGGACUUCCUAGAGAAUCACUUUCUAGAUGAGGAGGUGAAACUCAUCAAGAAGAUGGGCGACCACCUGACUAAUCCCCAAAGGCUGUCCGGCCCCCAGGCUGGGCUAGGCAAGUACCUCUUCGAAAGGCUCACUCCCAAGCACGACUGA
This is a messenger RNA of Hyaena hyaena (striped hyena), 1062 nucleotides long. RefSeq lists its product as uncharacterized. Lineage: Eukaryota; Metazoa; Chordata; Mammalia; Carnivora; Hyaenidae. The record is from RefSeq and is a predicted model, not a curated record. Gene Ontology annotation, molecular function: ferrous iron binding; ferric iron binding. Gene Ontology annotation, cellular component: cytoplasm. Gene Ontology annotation, biological process: intracellular iron ion homeostasis; iron ion transport. The transcript is spliced from 2 exons.